AUGCCUCCAUUUUUCGAUCGCGUCCAGCUUCACGAUGCCCUGCAAAACCAAGCCAUCCCCGUCCUCGACGCACUUGUCACAAACGACAACCGUUCGUUCAGACGCAUUGAGCGCGACGAUCCUCCGUCCUACGCAUCGUCGACUGAGUCGGAAGAGCUCAACGAUGAUUUCCUUGCGCCACCACCACGACCACCACGCGGCGAGCUACCAGAAGAGCUGAAAGCCAUCAUGGAGCAACCGAUCAACGGCGAUGAAAUGAAGCAUUAUGCAUUCGACAUGGGAUCUAUCCAGACCGCGUCGAUUUAUAUCACACAGAAGCGAAGAGAGAGGAAAGCCGGGUAG
This is a messenger RNA of Phaeoacremonium minimum UCRPA7, 342 nucleotides long. RefSeq lists its product as hypothetical. The transcript has a single exon. Bases 1 to 342 code for a protein of 113 amino acids. The record is from RefSeq and is a predicted model, not a curated record. NCBI's taxonomy places the organism in Eukaryota, Fungi, Ascomycota, Sordariomycetes, Togniniales, Togniniaceae.